Ostrinia furnacalis (Asian corn borer) is the source of this 852-nucleotide messenger RNA. RefSeq lists its product as uncharacterized. Lineage: Eukaryota; Metazoa; Arthropoda; Insecta; Lepidoptera; Crambidae. The record is from RefSeq and is a predicted model, not a curated record. Bases 1 to 852 code for a protein of 283 amino acids. The transcript has a single exon.
AUGUCCGUGUGCGAAUUGGAGGCCAGCCCAGAGGCAUGCGGCGGCGUUACGACACCGACGAGCUACGUGUUUGCGCGUGAUAAAAGUGUGACAACGGAUGAUUUUAACAAAUUUAAGGAAGAGAUCAGGGAAAUGGUGCAAUCUAUGUUGUCUACACAUAACGAAUUAAAAACAAUUACUCCUACACUGGUGGCAAUUCAACAAACUAAUCUUAAUAUUGAGAGCUCCAUAGCAUUUUUGACAAGCCAAAAUGCAGAAUUGAAAAAUAAAAUAGAACAGUUUGAAACACAAUCCAAAAAAGAUAGAGAGCACAUUGCGAUGUUGGAGGAUAGGGUGGAGGAAUUACAGAGAAAUUACAGGAAGAACAACCUCGAAAUUAAGAACGUACCGAAGACCAAAGACGAAACUAGGGACAGCUUAGUAAACAUGGUAUCUACCCUAUCGAAAAACAUUGGCUGUAAUGUAUUAAAAUCUGACAUAAAGGACAUCUACAGGAUAAAGAGCUCGCGAAGUGAUGCCAAGAAUACUUCAAUAAUAAUAGAAACUACAUCGACGCUCAUAAAAAAUGACUUCCUGAAAAUGUGCAAAUCACAUAAUGUCAAACGCAAGGAAAAACUGUGUGCCAAACAUUUGGGCUUUACUACAAACGAAGACACUCCCAUAUUCAUCUCGGAGCAGCUAACUGUUAAAGGAUCUCGCCUGUUCUUUUUGGCAAGAGAUCUGGCUAAGACAAAAUCCUACAAGUUUUGCUGGACCAGUUUUGGAAAGGUAUACGUCAGAAAAGAUGACAACACACCAAUAAUUCUCAUCAAGAAUGAAUCGCAAGUACAUCAUCUACUCCAUGGAGCAUGA